AACAUUAACACCCAGUGAGAACUAAAAAGUAAUGGAAUAGGAAGACAACAUUUUUAAAUCACUAAACAAGUGCACUGGGUCUGUACACUACACAACUGCUGUGUCUCAUGCUCUAUUUAAAGUCAUAACUUGAGUCUAAAAGUCGUCUUCCUAUUUCAGAGUUUUCUGGUUGUCUCUGUACCUCUCAUUCUUCUAACUAAUUUGUCCGGGAGCCUUUAAAGCUAAAAUGUUCUUAUCUUGCAUCUUAAAGGAUUUUCAACAUAAUUUGGACCAAAGACUUUUGCUAAUCAUAAAGACGAGGCGUUGGAAAUUUAUCCGACUAUUGUGUACGCCUUUACACAAUAGUCGGAUAAAUUUCCUGUAUUGCUGUAUUUGACGUCAUUGGUUAUUUUGGUUUUUUGAGAGUCUAACGAUUGACAUUAAAACCUUAGUUAUUUAAGACAAUUGUGAAUGUGUUGCGCUAAAAAUUAACUAAAUUUAAUGAUAUUAAUUUGUAUUUUAAAAUUUAUUUAAGUCUUUGAUUUGGACUAUUCAACUACCUAUAUCUUUGUACCAGCUAAAAUUGUGAAAAUUAAUUCUAUCUUUUCUAUAUUAAAAUUGAUAAUUUUCAAGAUAAUUAAGAAAAUUGACAGAAUUUGUCUAUUUUCAAGGUAGAAUACCAAAGAAAUAUUACUCAAUGUUACUCAGAUACAGAUUUAGAUACAUGAUACAGAUACAGAUACAGAUUUAGAGGGUGCUUUGGUGAAUUAUUUUUAAUAGAGGUUAUCUCCAGGCCCGUAGCUAGGAAUUUAAAGGGAGCACAAAGUUCAAAAUAGCAUAGAUAGACUGAAUGCAAUGGGAGAUUAGGAAAUGUAAUGAUGGCGUAUGCUACUCUUCUGUAUCUCUCCAAAGCAUCCAAGUACGGUUUAACAGCAAUAUUAACGAAGUAUCAAGCAGAAAUGAUGGAAAAUGCUUUUCAAUCUGAUGCAUAUAUUUUUAAAGAAGGUAUUGUUGAUGCAAAGGGACCUGUGGAAGGAAUAGCAUCAAUGAACGAGUAUGGAGAAUACUUUUAUGAUUCAUUUCUUGAAAAUAUUAAUAAAUAUCAGUUUAAUAAGAUACUUGAUGUAGGUAUAUACCCUUCACCUUUUUAUCUUUUCUAUACAAUUCGAGACGAGUUGAAAAAUCACUUUCAGUUUCACAAUGAAAUACAGAAUGCUGCUUUUGAAGCUAUGGAACAGUCUACUGUGAAGAUUAGGGAGAAGUAUAAUGGCAAGAAAAUAGUCAAAAUAGCUGUUCACGCCAGAAGAGGAGAUUAUUUGAUUACCCAGAAUGAGAAACUCGGGAUUGUUAUGCGUGAUGACGAGAUGUGGAGAAAAUACUUUUUGUACUGUAUUAAUUUAUUCAGGAAUCGUAUUGAUAAUGAAACUACAAAAACUGUAUUCUAUAUGGCAAGUGAGGACACUAAGUGGCUCAAAGAUAACUUUGGUCAAGAACCUGAUAUUGGAUUUCCAGGAGAAAUAUCAAAUCUUCCAGGUAUUGGAUUUCCAGGAGAAAUAUCAAAUCUUCCAGGUAUUGGAUUUCCAGGAGAAAUAUCAAAUCUUCCAGGUAUUGGAUUUCCAGGAGAAAUAUCUAAUCUUCCAGGUAUUGGAUUUCCAGGAGAAAUAUCAAAUAUUCCAGAUCAAAAGAUGCCCCCGAGAGAUUUAUUUAUGUUAAUACAAUGUGAUCAUAUGAUCAGAUCAUAUGGUACUUAUGGCUUAUGGGGAGGAUUAUGGAGCACUGGAACUGUUAUGUAUGCUACCUCUGGCCAACAUAUUGUAGACGAAGAGCAUUCUAAUCGUAUCAAUAGUUCAAGCUGGGAGGCUGUUGACCUUAAUAGAUUUAUGACACCAACCACAACAACAACAACAACAACAACAACAACAAUAGCAUCAACAACAACAACGACAACAAGUACAUCAACAACCACCAUUGGUGAAACUGGACCCUGAAUGAUUAGUCAGUGCCCCACCCCCCAACUCAGGGGGGGGGCACCCAUACAAAAAAAAUACUUUAAAAUCUCAUUUUUGCCUUCAACUGAAAAAGUUUAAUU
This is a messenger RNA of Eurytemora carolleeae, 2068 nucleotides long. RefSeq names its product galactoside 2-alpha-L-fucosyltransferase 1. The transcript has 13 exons. Gene Ontology annotation, molecular function: galactoside 2-alpha-L-fucosyltransferase activity. Lineage: Eukaryota; Metazoa; Arthropoda; Copepoda; Calanoida; Temoridae. The coding region runs from base 855 to 1967 and encodes 370 amino acids. The record is from RefSeq and is a predicted model, not a curated record. Gene Ontology annotation, biological process: carbohydrate metabolic process. Gene Ontology annotation, cellular component: membrane.